Molecule: messenger RNA, 3112 nt
Organism: Grus americana (Whooping crane)
Lineage: Eukaryota; Metazoa; Chordata; Aves; Gruiformes; Gruidae
Gene: INKA2
Product: inka box actin regulator 2
Exons: 5
Coding region: 1209-2204 (331 amino acids)
Cellular component (GO): nucleus
Molecular function (GO): protein serine/threonine kinase inhibitor activity; protein kinase binding
Source: RefSeq, a predicted model, not a curated record
UGCCGCUGCGUUUCUAGAGUCCUGUCAGCCGAAACGCUGCUUGUAAAACACAGUAAGGGAAAAACUGCUGUUCGGAACAUAAAUCCACGCUAAGAAUUUUCAACACCUGUUUCUUGCAGCUCUCUAGACGUGCCGGUCCUGACGAAGGGCGGUUUGGGAACGGCACAGUCAUGGGCGAAGUUCGGGGGUUGUGGUACCGCCACCUUCCAGGGAGACCCGCGACAUCCCCCAUGGUGGCAAAGAGCAGUUUGACCCAGGAGGGAUGUGUCUUCACGCAGCAACCCAGCCCCCAGUUAGAAUAAAACGGGGAAAUCCACAACGGGGUGGCUUUGCAAUUUGUCGUGAUUAAGGCCCCGUAGGUUAAUCCACGCUUUUGUUGGGGUGGUCUGUCCCUGCGGAGCAAUUUGCAGAAUCCAGACCACAACAAACUAAACCACGGAACUUCUCUGCCGGGGGAAGGGACCGUUCCCCGCACAAACUCCGGCUCUAGCAACGUUACCGAGAAGCCAUGCAAGCAGCCUCUCGGCGUUCGUCGCUGUCACCGGCACUCCCAGGCCCCGGAGCCGGGCGGGGGCAUGAGACCCCCCCGCUCUCCAGCCCACCGCCGCCCGGGGAAGCGGCUCCGCAGGCGCGGCCCCUGCCCCGCAGCCCGGCUCCGGACGAGCCUCCCGCCAGCGCGGGCUGGGCUCUGUCCCGGCGGCAGCCGCCGCCCCCCGGUGCCGCCCCCCGGGCUCCCCGCCGCGACCCCCCCGCCCGGCUCCGCGGGUGGCUGGGCGGGCGGAGCGCUCGCAUGGCGGGGCCGCGCUGAGCCGGGCCAUGGACCACCACCUGCGCCGGCUGCGGCAGGAGCUGCAAACAGGAGCUGGAAGACAAACUAAAACAAAGGAAAAGGAGAGUCACUGGUGUACUGUACUCUGGGUGUGAUGGAUGAAAUGCAAACUGCAAACCAGGACACGUACAGUAUAAUCUGGAAGACCUUUAAAAUCUGAACAAUUUGGAAGGCAAGACAGGGUAUCAGAGUGCAGUCUCGGAGCUGUUGUGAGCACAGCCGUGCCAGGACAGCCCGCAGGGUGACAGCUGGAGAGACCCUCUGCCUUACAGCACGCCAGGAAACAAUUCCUUUCAUCAGCAACUUAAGCGAGCUGCAGAUCGCAUUUAGUGAAGACCAGCAAGCAGUGCGGACAGACAGCUGGGACCAUCUGCAUUGAAUGCUAUCCAUGAAGGAGGUCGGAGACGGGCUGCACGAGCAGAUGAACUGCAUGAUGGGUGCACUGCAGGAGCUGAAACUCCUCCAGGUCCAGACAGCUUUGGAGCAGUUGGACAUCUCAGGGAGCCGAAGCACCAUUUCUGGCACCGAGCAGCACCAGCGCUGCCGAAGCAGCAGAGAUGUGCCCGGGGCCCGGCAGGACGAGCGGCCACGGGGGGAGGCAUCGGUGGAGGAGCGCAGCCCCACGUCCUUCGCGUGUGCCGUGCCACGGCCGGUGGGUUUGUCCCGUCCCGCUGUGCUCCCGGAGGGUGGCCACCUUAGAGAGACCCCCUCCUCCUUCAGGAGCAUCGCUGGUGAGGAUGUUUAUCACCCAAAAGGACCUUCCUCAGCUUCCACCAGAGCGGAGCAGGUCCGCCCGAGGACAUUCAAGCCCAGUAGCCAGGGCACGACUGGGGGGUGGCCGGCAUGCCAGGAGUGCCCAGGAUGUGACGAUGGCCAUGACUGGACAUCCUCCCUAAUGUCCCAGAGCAGGAAUCGGCAGCCGCUGGUCUUGGGGGAUAACAUCUUUGCAGACUUGGUUGGGAACUGGUUGGAUCUGCCGGAGCUGGAUAAGAAGGGGGAGAAGAGCGAGGCAUCCCUGUCCAUGAGCAGAUCCCAGGAGCUCUGCAGGAAGUUCUCCCUCACAGCCAACAUCUUCAAGAAGUUCCUGAGGAGUGUUCGGCCAGACCGAGACAGGCUUCUCAAGGAGAAACCUUGCUGGCUUCCACCUGAAGACACACAGCCCGAAAUUUCUAAGAGACCCAAAAAGAUGAACAAACUCAAGGGGACAUUUUACUUCCCACUUCACGGGAACAUCCAGAGCCAUCACAGCAAAGCAGAGAGGUGCCCAAAGGCGGAAAGCAAUAGCAAGAAAACCAAAAUUGGCACCAAGCAAGUCCACAAGACCAUAGACUACACCCAGUCUGGGUUUGACAUCAAUACAGCUGUUUGGGUCUGAGUUUGUUGGCGUCCUCCGCUCUGCCAAGCAUUUGUUUCACACCGGCGAGGAGCUUGAGGCCGUACGUGUCUUUUCAGGAGACUCCUGAGCACUCAGCGGGGACUGAGGUGCACCAACAUGCUGUGGGCUUCGGUCACCUGCAGGCAGCAUUUUCCUGAGCGGUCCGAGGAGCAGCUGACAGCCCCACGUGGGGAGGCUUUUGGGGCCCGACGUUUGCAAAAAUAAUCAGAAUCUUUAGGGUGAGCGGUGCCACGGACACCCAGCUCCUGGAGCCUGGCUUACGAUAGCCAUGUCAGGUCCCUUCCGUCAUCUCUAGUUAAAACAGCUGCAGCACCAAAUUCACUGUGUGCAUGUGUGUGUAUGAGUGUGCAAAUAUAUAUAGUUUUUUUUAAAGGAAAAAAAAAUCUAUUCCUGCUUGUGUGCACUUAAAACUGGGUUAUAAACCAGGCAAUUCAAGUGCUGCACCCAAAGCACUUGUUAUUUAAAUUGAAAGAAAUAGGUUUGAUUUUGUAAGACUUGAACAAUUGCUAAGAGGGGGUGUUGAACCCCAGCUUUGCUGCAUUUCGGCUGUGGGGUUUUCCCCCAAACUGCACCUCUGCCGUGCUCCCAGCAUCUCUCCUUCCCCUGCCAGUUAAACCAGUAAGCCACAAUGCUCCUUUCAUGGAAGUUUGUGACCCUCGGGGGGUUUUGCUUCUGUCCUCGUGCCCUUGGCCCCACAGGUCACACCAGAUGCAACCUUGCAAAAGUUUAUUGUUGAGGUUGCACCGAGAUACCAAGUUGCAACAGAUGGUUGUUGUUGUUGUUGUUGUUUCCUUUGCUGUUGUGUACAAACUUCGUCUUGGAAGAACCAAGUUCUUCUUCAGUGUCUAGCUCUCCAAGAGUUACCAAUAAAGUGGCAUCAGUCUCCA